AUGGAUGUAGGCGGAGAUUUAGCAUUGCAGUGGGUGGAGGAAGUAGGAAACGUUAUACAUGAAGAAGUAAUAUGUGGCUUGGAAGCAGAACUCACUGCCCCGGAGGAAGAGGUCAUUGGAGCAUGUGAAGAGGUGUGUGUAGAGGAAACAGUGGAAUCUGGUCCUGACUGUGGUACUACAGCAGAUUCAGAAAUCUUGAUGGUACCUCAGACAAGUGACAUGGAGUCUAUCUAUAUAGUACCACAAGAUCAAGGUCACGAUUAUCUUAAUAUAGAAGUAACUGAAGAGGUAAUAGCCGAUAAUUGGGAUAGAUCCGGCCCAGAUGAUGGAGUGGAAAUACCAGAAACAAAAGUAUCUCACGACAACCUUCUGGAAUACGACGACAUGGAAAUCCCGUUACCAAUCGAUCAGGAUUCGUAUACAAAUACUCGACCAUAUCCUUGCGAUUUUUGCAGUCGUAGAUUUCGGAAAAAAGCGAAUCUAAUGAAUCACAUGGUUGCACAUCAAACAGACCGUCCGCAUGGAUGUAAUCUAUGCGGUGCACGUUACGUUAGAAAGUGUGAUCUCAUGAAUCACUUAAAGAUUCAUGCGUACGCACCUUCUCGCGACGGUCUCGAGGAUGAUCUAAACGACGACGACUCCCUCGCCCAUGACGAAGAGGAGCCGAAUAGAGGUAGACGUAAGAAGGCUCAAUCUAGUGCUCCAAGAAAACGCAAAAACAAUGCUGCAUCAGCCAAAAGAAACAACGACGAUAUCAAAAUUGAAAUGAACAAGUACAUGAAUAAGUCGUACGAUUACGUUGACGAGGAUAUGCGACUUCUGGAAGAAAUGACGAGUCGAAACACAGCAAGAAGUAGUAACUAUGCAUCCAGUUCGAGAUGGACCGAUGAGAUAUCCACAAUGCCAAGCGAACCGCAACCACCUCGCUGGCCAAUAACGGACCCAACAAAGCCCUACGUGUGUCAGCAUUGCGGUGUCGGAUUUGCUCGUGAAAAGGCAUUGGCAUCUCAUGCUCGAAUACAUGGUGGUGAUAGCCCCUUCGAGUGUACUUCAUGUGGUGACAUGUUUUGGGACGUGAAUACAUUGCGAGAUCACGUUAGGAUGAAACAUGGUGGUACCGUUCAUACCGAGAUGGAUGAAUAUGAUAACGAUGCUACAUACACUGGUGACGAAAGGUUUGGCGAGUUCUAUUGUGAAACUUGUGGAGUACCUUUCCAUCGUUUAGAUCUGCUUAAACGUCAUCGGAAAAUUCACGUGAAGCAGGAAAUAGACAUGACUGAAGGAUCGAGUCAGCAUCACGUUUGCAAUGUGUGUGGAGAAUGGUUCGAAGAGGCCUUAGCAUUACUUGCACACGCUGAACUGCACGCUAGAUCUCCUAGUCGCCGCUGUCUAUUGUGCGGUCAGAGGUGUCGAGACGAUGCAGAAGUAGCAGAGCAUGUGCGUCAAUAUCACGCGGAUGAUGCACCGCCAAAUACGUGCAAUCUUUGUGGUAAAACUUGCAAAGACAAACGAAGUUUAUUAAAACAUUCAUGGAUUCACAAUGCCGAUAAGACUUUCGGCUGUACGAAAUGUGGCAAACGUUUCCACAGUAAAGCCAGGCUACGAAGACAUAUGGUAUCUCAUCGCAAUAAAAUGGUAGCCUGCGACGAAUGUGGCGAGGAGUUUCCAGAUGGUAGAGCUCUUGUAAGUCAUCGUCAUUCGCACAACAAGGAUUUAGGCGGUAGAUCAUUUCCAUGCCGAGAAUGUGGCAAGACCUUCGGUAGCCGAAGCUCACAACAAAUUCAUAUUCGUAUUCACACCGGCGAGCGGCCUUAUGGUUGCCGCUUUUGCUGGAAGGCUUUUGCAGACGGUGGAACUUUGCGAAAGCAUGAACGUAUACAUACCGGUGAAAAGCCUUAUGGUUGUGCGAUUUGUCCUCGUGCUUUUAAUCAACGUGUUGUAUUACGUGAACACGUAAGGGCUCAUCAUUCUGGGCCCGAUCCAAAGUGCCACGGAAGCAUGACUCCGUACUUGUGUAAAGUGUGUGGCGACGCGUACUCGACAUCCGAGGAGAUAGUGGCGCACAUAGUACAACACUGCGACGAUAAUACCGCGCUUAGGAGACAACCUCAAUCCGGUCCUAGAAAAUACAAGAGGAGGCGUAAGUUGAAACCUCUCGAAGGGGCGAGCAUGAAUAUGCCUCGUAUGAGUGAGAAUUAUGUAGAUAUGCUACAGCAACCUGGUUCAGAUUCUGAUGACAAUACCAAACGAAAGCUUGGGAGAAAGAACAAGCAGCAGCAUCGUGCUAAUGUUGAGGAGGGUUAUCAGAAUGUCUUGAAGAGCUUCGAAAGCUCUUUACAGAAUAUUAAUUCAAUUGUGAGCAAUUCAAAGUUGAAUCCUUCAAAGUCGAAGCUCUCGAAGAGAAAGAUAAAGAAGGAAGACAAGAAGAACGAGACCCAAACCUCCUCGCAAUCUGGUAGGCCAAAAAUGAUACAUACUCAAAAGACUAGGGUACCUGUCGAGGUAGGUAGCGAUGGGGCCAAAAAAGGACAAAAGACAAAGACAAUGGUUACAAGGACCCCAAAAGUGAUGCCAAGUGAGCACAAGAUGGGAAUCUUCCCAGGUGGCGAAAGAAAUCGACCUAGGACGAAAAAUGUGAGUUAUCAUAUCGAAGGGAAAUUACAUGUGACGCCUGCAACAUUCCCAAAGCCAAAGGAGGACAUGGAUAAACCUUUGUCGCCACUCUUGACUAAUAUCAAAAUCGAACCAGGACUUCAAAAAAGUUCUAGCAAUAAUCACAGCAACAAUAACGGCAACAUCCUUGGUAUGAAUAUCGAAAAAGCUCCAACGCCUUCGAGAAAGAAACCCGUCGUCAUGAGGAGAGUGAGAAAACAGAAGCAAGUGGUGAUUAAACAAGAGCCAAGAGAUAUAGAUGACGAGGAGGAGGAUGAGAUGCAAAACAAUAAUAUUUCCCAGAGAGUCGAGCCAGUCAGACUCUCCGCAAAUCGUCUAGAUCGAACCAAUAUGGACCUUAAUUUCGAGGCCAAUCUUCUAAAUGCCGAGCAUGAGUCCAUUCUUCCAGAUAUUGGAAGGUCCGAUCACAUGGACGAUAUGGAAAAUGGAAAUGUCAAACUGAGCGUUAAGAUGGUCGAAUCGACACCACAGAGAUUGAUGACCAUACAUAGCGUUAUUGGACCAGUAGACGAUGUGCCAGAGACCAUAAUACCUGAUGCUGUUGAAUAUACUUGCGAGAUGUGUUCGGCAGUAUUUUCAACCCGUGCAGAGCUUUUGGUUCAUGUGCCGAUACACAUUUGAUUGCAUUUGGGUAAAGUGAGUAAAGCAGGUAUCCAGGUUUGUUCUAUUAUACAAAUAUUUCGUUUAAUCGAACAAUUAAUUGAAGACCGUUUGCCAUGCGGAACGUGGAUGACUUGUUGGUUCAUUUAAAAUGGUACUGGGAUUUUAUGCGAAAAAUGCUGUUUGCUAUUUUCUUAUCCAUGAUCUAUACCAUAUUCUCUUCCAGUUCGUUAUCCUCUAUAUUCUAUUCUAUUUACUCCUAUUUAUCGUUACUUUCCCGUUUCUAUUUCAUCACUUUGUUUUUCAUAUUAUGCGUUUUAACUUUUGUCCUUAUACUUUUGAAUUUUCAUUUUCACAAAUGUGCACAGAAUAACACUUCAGUCGGUCGUCAUUUAAAACAACAGUAUACAUCUCUGUAUUACUUAAGCAGGCGAGAUUAUGUUUACGCUAAGAACUGUCGCAACCAAAUUCAUUUUUAUCUAUUCUUCCGGUUGUUCUUUAGAUUCCCUCAAUUAACAGCGAGCAACGGUGAACCUUGCUUUUAUUUGCCAUAGGGGCCGUUUCGCUUUCCUAUAAAGAAACGACGCGGCAUAGACCUUGACUCAUAUUACUUAUAAGACGGGAUCAAGCAUAACUACGUGUACAUGAUAAUUGAAAUAUCAAUAGGAAUGUGUUCCAUUACGAUGCUGCGUUCAUAUAAAUUCUAUUGUAUAUCACUUCUUAGCCCUUAAAUCGAAUCAAAGGUAAAUUACAAAUUGUACGUUAUAAUGUCGAAUGUCUGAACGAUACGGGCGAUUUUCGUUAUUAUUAUUCUUAUAUUAUUAUUAUUGUUAUAUAUAGACUGCCCUCGCGCACGAUUCGACUAUUCUUAGUUUCAUAUUAAAAUUGUCCAUUUAUCUUGUGCAUAUAUCUAGAGAGAAUAAAUAUGAUCAAGAGACAGAUUAACUGUUACCGUUGUGAAUACAGUAAAGUACAAGGGAAUAGAGGAUACAAUUUUGAAAGCAUAAUAGCAUAAUUGAAUCAGGGAAGAUUAUUCGUGCGGCCCUAAAAUACAGACCUCGCAUAACGUUCUCUUUUAGCGUUAUAUACAUUUUCAUACAUACAAUAAUAUAGAAUUGCGAUGCGCGAUCUUACCGUUUCGUUGUUAUUUUAUUCGCUGGAUGAAUUGUUAGUGCAAUUAAUGAGACAUUGGAAUAAAGAUCUUUUCUCUCGAUUGCUCAAACGAUUAUCACGAGUUCAAUGUCGAGAACUUCGAUUCUCGCAGAGCCAAUAACGUUCAGUGUUUUAGACCGAGUUAAAAGAAAUUAUCAAAAAAAUUAUUGUCAGUCUAAUUCGACAUAUUUCGAUUCUCCAGAUUCGUUUGUCGAGUAUCGCCAAACAGUAUGUUCAUUAUGGCACUGAUUCGGUAUUACGGGGAUUUAUUUAACAACGUUAUACUAAUUGCAAAGAGAUUGUACGUUAACCAUUUUCAUCGGAUGAUGAUACAAAUUUUUAUUAAGUAUCGCCGUGCGGUUGCUUAUGUUCAACGGAGAGAUAACAAAUGAGUACAGAUUUAUUGUGUCGUCGCACAUGGCUAUGAAUUCGUUAAAUUAAUCUGUAUCGAUUAAGGAAAGACAUUGUAAAUUUAUAUAUACAUAUGUUAUAUAAAUAAUCCUGUAAUCGAUACUACCGUCACUGAAUGAUUUAGAGAAUCAUUCGUAACGUUGUAUCGAGUUGGUAUUUCCGUACGUGCACUUUUAUUAUGAGAAAGUGAUAACUCGUUGGCACGUUAUAUACUGUCGGUACUAGUCAAAGUGAUACGCAAGUCUAAAUAGAAAUCUGUGCAUUGCCAAGUAAAAUCCCUAACACUUUUAAAUGCUCCGCAAAUCUUCAAAGCGUUACGGAUGCUUUAUUAUUUACGGAAAAGCUUAGUGCAACAGCGAAAUAAACGAAUAACCGUAACUAAUGGAAUAAUGAUUAAUUAACACGUUAGACAUACAAUUUCUGUAACGCGUUUACUUUUCUUCUUACUGUUAAUCGCGUUUAUUUCCACUGUAGAUUGUACGACGUAAUAACGUUUCUUCGAUUGUGCAAAGGCUAUCACGCAUUUUGUUAUUUCUCUGAAUGAUAGUUAAUUGGACGAGGACUCAUUCCCUGCACAAGAGUGUAUUUUAAAAAAUCUUGUUGGCAUCUGCGUUGCGAGUUUUAAAAAGAUCUACAUAAUUUCAUGAAUAUUAUGUAAUUCCUCACAGAAAUUGUCAAACACAAUGCCACGUUAUUUGAUUCAUCGAUAAUUUGAUACCGAUAAAAACAAUGGAUCAUUCAUCAUUUUCCUUCCACUGUGUGCGUUAAGAGAUAAUAUAUUUAUAUGAAUUUCA
Molecule: messenger RNA, 5630 nt
Organism: Cephus cinctus (wheat stem sawfly)
Lineage: Eukaryota; Metazoa; Arthropoda; Insecta; Hymenoptera; Cephidae
Product: zinc finger protein 16
Exons: 6
Coding region: 1-3294 (1097 amino acids)
Source: RefSeq, a predicted model, not a curated record